AUGCACCAUUUAUAUCUAUCACGUCCAUCUAAUGAUGAAUAUGGGAAACUCUUCCACAACUCUCACCUUUUUUUGUCUUUGUGGAGAUGUGAAGUUCGGCCUGGCCCUGAGUUCCUGACCCGUUCCUACACCUUCUACCCAAGCCACCUGUUCAAAGCCCUGCAACACUACUACACUGACAGUGGGUGCGAGGAGCCCGCAUACUCUCUGGUGGUCCGGGGCAAGCUCCGUCUGCGCCAGGCUUCCUGGAUCACCCGGGGUGCCACCAAGACGGAGCACCACCUCCACAAAGUGGGCAUUGUCAUCCACAGCCCAGGCGCAAUGCACCAGCUGGCAGCCCGUCUACCCUCCGUGUGUGUGGGCCUCACCUUGGGUGGCAUGGUGCCCGGGCGCCUGUACGAGCUGUACAAUGCCCGGGCAGGGAGGGACUGUCUGGGUGCCUCGGGGUACUCGAUGAUGGAGUUGGGCUUGGUGAGAGUGGAGACCCAGCAUCAGCCCCAUGGAGGUCUGGUUCAGGAGCUCUUCCUUGGGGACGUGCACACAGACUGGACCCAGAGGACAUACUAUCGACCAAUGGGCUACCAACAGCCACUGCAGAAUGCUAUGCACCACAUCCACCCCUGCCCAGCGUGCGCCUUGCUGUUCCGGGCCUCAGAACAGCGCCCCCCCCGUGUUACCCCAGUCCCUGCAGCAACGCCUCUGUCCUUGGACGGCCGAUGGGUUAGCCAACGUUGCGAAGCCCGGCCCGCCGUCCUCUUCCUCACCCGAGACUUCACCUUCCGCCCAGAUGAGCAUUCCUGGGAAGGCCUCUACCGCCACUACUCGGAACCCACUUGCAGCCAGCCCACCUUCACCCUGUGGGCUUCAGGCCACUACGCCCAGGGAGGCCCCUCAGCCAAAGUGGCGGGAGGGACUGAGUUCGUCUUCAAGGUAACCCGGGCCAGAGUCACGGUUCUGGAAGGGGCCACGGCCAGGGUGCUCAACGAGACUAGGCGGGGCAGCUGCGGAAAGGCAGGGGGGUGGGAGGUGGGAGUGGAGCAGGACGUGACCCCCACGGAUGGGUGUACCGUCCUGGGGAUCAAGCUGCCGCACAAGGAGUAUGAGCUGUUCAAGACGGAGCUGGACCAUCGACGGCGCACUCUGCUGUUCAUCGGGGAGAGGCCGACGGAUGGCUCCAGCCCUGACCGGCCCCAGAAGAGGCCCACGUCUUACCAGGCCGCCCUGGUGCAUUGUUGCGAGGAAGACACCCCCACGUCGCAUCGCCACACCAACCAGCUCAAGCUAGCAGCUAGUAGAACCAAUAACCUACCACGGCUCCCUUUCUUUGUCCUAGUACUGGUCUCUUUACUGUGGGGUUGGUACUGUGUGUUCUAGAGACAACCUGAACAUUGGAGAAGAACACACAAACGAUGCUGGAGCUGCUCGCGGUCUAUAAGGAAACUCCAUGUGCUCCUCCUCAAUAUCAAGAUAAUAUCCAGACCACAUAAUAGAUGGCCAAAGCCAUCUUCAAGAAAACUGAACAUAGACUGUCAGUGUAUCCAUGUUGCAUAUCUAUCAUAUUAUAUGUGUCUCAUUUUGUUUUCUUUUAAACCGGAGAUGCCUUUUGGCAAAUGUUUAAGUCACAUAAGCGUUCCUUUUCUAAAGAGAGGCAGAUUCAGACUUAGGAAAGGCGUGCGUUUCCUAUGUACUUCUCAGUAUUUGGUAUUCAGACUUACCUUAUUCCGUCACGUAACGCUCUCUGCAGGUGUAGCUACCUUCCGCGCUCCAAAUAAAUGUAAUUAAUCCAAUGAAAACCCUCCCCACUUACUGGCCAACAGAUUUUCUCAUGGAAUUUUCAUUCAAUAGGGUUUUCACAUAGAGAAUGAUAGAGGCUUCUAGCUGCCAAAAGGCCAUAUAAGCAUGGGCAGCACCAUUGAGGGCUUCCACCAUUUUAAUGUAGUCAACUUGGUGGGACUUCCAACUUCAUUGGCUGAUCCCUCCUGGUGACCUGUUAGAGUUAUGUCCAAUCAGGUUAUCAGGAGGGAUCAGCCAAUCAUAAAGAAGAAAAUAGACUACUUCAAAACGGAGAUAACCUCAAUGGAGCCGCCCAUGCUCAAAUCAAAUCAAGUUUUAUUUGUCACAUACACAUGGUUAGCAGAUGUUAAUGCGAGUGUAGCGAAAUGCUUGUAAAACAUGCUAUCACAGACUCUAUGAUGGCACAGAUAAAAAGAUGAGUUCUCUAUCUAUCUCGAUGGGUUUUCAGUACAUUUAUGUUAAGCCAUUCCCAGGGUUGGAGAGUAACGGAUUACAUGGGGAUUACUAAAAACGAUAACUGUAAUCCAUUACGUUACCAUCAAAAAAUAUUGUAAUCAGAUUACAGAUACUUUUGAAAAACUAGAUGAUUAAAUCUUUGACACUCAUCUGUUCGCUCAAUGACAUUCAAAUCAGCAUUGAAAAAAGGCACUAGUUUAAAUUUGUUCCAUCUGAGCGAGUCUGACCACAAGUCAGAGACCACUAUGAUGACACACCAAAUGUGUUUGAUGGAUCGCGGGAAAAGAGAAGGAAUAGGCUUUUGUAGGCUACAGUCCAAGCGAUGUCUUACAAUGGUUUGAGUGCUGUCGGCAUCUAAAGAUUAUCCAACUUGAAAAAAUGCUUGGAGGUAAGGAUGACAGCAGUGGUUUAGUCUACGGCGAUACGAAUAUAACUUAUUAUUGA
Molecule: messenger RNA, 2694 nt
Organism: Oncorhynchus kisutch (coho salmon)
Lineage: Eukaryota; Metazoa; Chordata; Actinopteri; Salmoniformes; Salmonidae
Product: protein APCDD1-like
Biological process (GO): negative regulation of Wnt signaling pathway
Cellular component (GO): plasma membrane
Molecular function (GO): Wnt-protein binding
Source: RefSeq, a predicted model, not a curated record